AUGAAAUGGUCCUCGGUUUCUUGGCCAUCAUCUUUAUUAGAAGUGUUCAAACUGAGCCAAUACAUGACGAAGCCAAAAACAAAGCUGACAUUUGAUGCUUUCCGAGCGACCCAGUCCAUGCUUCCUCCAAUUCUUGCUCCGAGGAUCGCUCAAAUGGAUGAAGGUUCUCCUACCCAGAAACCUGAUGAAAUCCCUGAAGAGCCUCUGAUUGUUCCUCCAUCUGCACUAUUCAUAUCAGAAUCUUGUCGUCAAAUCAUCUCUUCCAUUUCUGAAAAAGGUGACAAAUUCAAAGACAAAGUCAAAAAGAUAGACACAAGUUCGGACAACCAAAUGAAUUCGUUUAGAAACUUCGAGGGCCAGUCCCAAGAACAAAUUGACCAAGAUUUGGAAGAAAGCCUCCAGAUUCAAGCUCUCAAAGACAACCCAAAUCCGAUGUUGGAAAUUUAA
Lactuca virosa is the source of this 447-nucleotide messenger RNA. Lineage: Eukaryota; Viridiplantae; Streptophyta; Magnoliopsida; Asterales; Asteraceae. The record is from the annotation of a GenBank genome assembly.